Molecule: messenger RNA, 2084 nt
Organism: Calidris pugnax (ruff)
Lineage: Eukaryota; Metazoa; Chordata; Aves; Charadriiformes; Scolopacidae
Gene: TPBGL
Product: trophoblast glycoprotein-like
Exons: 1
Coding region: 1-1080 (359 amino acids)
Biological process (GO): negative regulation of canonical Wnt signaling pathway
Cellular component (GO): plasma membrane
Molecular function (GO): protein binding
Source: RefSeq, a predicted model, not a curated record
AUGGCCCGCAGGCAGGAGCGGGCAAGUGGCGGCGGGCUCUGGUUGCCCUGGCUAGGGCUCGCCUUGCUCCCCUUGACCUUACCCCCCGCCGUCGCCCCCCCCGGGGUUUGCCCUUCCGCCUGUUACUGCGUGGCCACCCCGGAGCUGGUGCAGUGCCGGUAUGAGAGGUUGGAGGAACCUCCCAAGGAGCUACCGGUCACCGUCCACAACCUCAGCAUCACCGGCAGCAACCUCAGCGUCCUGCAUCCCGCCGCCUUCGCCGCCCGCCGCCCGCUGCCCGACCUCCGCCUCCUCCGCCUGCCCCACGACAACAUCCAAGCCGUGGAGGACAUGGCCCUGCAAGGCUUGCCCGCCCUCCGCACCCUCGACCUCAGCCACAACCCUUUGCUUUGGGUGGCCCCGGGGGCUUUCGCCGGCGUCCCCAUGCUGCGCACGCUGCAGCUCAACCAGGCGCUGCUGGCCGCCCCGUUGGAGGAACAGCUGGCCGUGGCCCUGCGCAACCUCAGCCUGCAACGCUUGGAACUGGCUGGCAACGGGCUACGGGGGCUACCAGCCACCCUCUUGCCGGCCGGCUUGGAGGAGCUAGACUUGAGGAACAACUCUCUGCAGCGGUUGACGGCCGCCGAGCUGCGCAGCCUGGAAGCCCCCGGCUUGAGGGGCUUGAGGCUCACUUUGGGGGCCAACCCCUUGGGUUGCGACUGCGCCCUGCGCCCUUUCCUGGCCUGGCUACGUGCCACCACCCCUCGGGUGCCCGAUGCCCGUAGCCUACGUUGCGCCGGGCCACCUCCGUUACAGGGGACCGCUCUCCUGCGCCUACGGCCCGAGGGGUUGGCGUGCGCGGCCGACGAAGGCGGCGAGCCCGGUAGGUUGGAGACGGCCUCUUACGUCUUCUUCGGCAUCGUCUUGGCCCUCAUCGGCAUCGUCUUCCUCAUGGUGCUCUACCUGAACCGCCGCGGCAUCAAGCGUUGGCUCCACAACCUCCGGGAGGCUUGUCGUGACCAGAUGGAGGGCUACCACUACCGCUACGAGCAGGACGCCGACCCCCGACGUACCAGCGCCGUCGGGACCCCCGGGCUCUGAUGGCACCUUCGGCAUCUCCUCCCAUCCCUUCCUCAUCCCUGCCCCUCAACACCUCCGCUCCCGGCAUCCACUUUGCCCCAUCCCCAUCCCCAUCUUCUUGCCAUGACUCCACCAAAAAUUAGUUUCUGAGGACAAGCCGGCCUUGGGGAUGGGUGUUGGGGUGCGUGGGAGUGGGGAGGACCCUCUCCAGAGGGUUCUGGACCAGCUUUUCCUCCCCACGCCCUGCCCCAUAGCGUUGAUUCCUGCAGGGGACCGGGCUGGAUCCCUUCCCCCCAUCCGUGGGGAAGCGCAUCCCGAAUCAGUCCCAGGGGAUGCCGGCACGAGAAGCCCCGGGGCUCCCGGGAGGAUGAUGAGCUGCUUCCUCCCCUGUCUCCGUUCUCCAGCGGUGGGUUUCGUCGGGGGACUGCGGGAUGCCACGCUGCCGGGGGGUCGGGGGCUCAGGACCCCCACGCACGUGAGUGUUGGCUCGGCGCAUCCCGGGAAGCAGCGGGCAAUACCCAAAAACUGUCCUCCUGGAUGCUCCCGGAGCCAGGACUUGACUUUGACCAUGUACAGCUCUCUUUCCUAUUAGAUUUCUAUUUCACAGAUGCACAGAAACUUUACUCAGUUUCCUUUUUUUUCUUUUUUUUUAAUUUUUCCUCCAAACAUGGAGGAAAACACACCGUCCGGCCGCUCCCCCCACCCCCACCCACCCUUUCCUGAGCCCCCCUUUUAUCCAUUUUUAUUUUCAUUCGAUGACAUUUCCAGCUCUUUCCAGGCACAGAGCGACGCAGCUGUGUAAGAAACGUGCAUGUUCCCCGGGGCGUGCAGGGGGGGGGCAGCCCCUUUUUUGUUUUUUUUUCUGACUCUCAGAUAUACCCUAGACUAGGCUGCCUCAGCACUUUGUAAUUAAAAACGAGGGAAGCCAAGGAGCUCUCGACCUAGUUCCACCCGCCCGUGUUUGCUUUAAAACCGUGCCUGUUAACUUAUAUCCUAGAACAAAAAUAUAUUGAAAGCUGCAUCCA